CAGUUGUGGAUGCUUUACUGGAAGCGAGGGGGGCUAAACGCAACUUCUCCACCAGCUGGACAAACAUCUUAGAGAUUUUUUUUUUAAAGCAGCGGUUUACAUGUUGAACAGGAGAUAAAAGUUUUCUUCUAUGUGAAGUUAAGGGAUUUUUUGUUCUAAACCAAAAUCAUGUUCACAACCUACAUAAAGGGUCUGAAUGAUAUGGUAUUUUCUACGUCUGAGAGCCCCGAAGACCAACCAAGUACUGGAGUCUUGGGUCGUAUUGGCAGUUGGCUCUCUCCAUGGAGGGGAAAGGCUCUGAAGAGUCCUGCUGAAAAUGCCCUCCCAACUAGUGAUCACGCUCUUAAGCCAGAGGGAGAAGUGGAAAGUGAGGAGUCUGUGAGACUUCAGGCAGGGGCACAACAGCGAGAGCAGGAGAAUCCCCAUCUGCAGAGUGUCUUCAGAGGCAUUUUCCCUUGUGAAGAAGAGGACGCCACGCAGUCUGCCCACAGAGACGGCCCUGUUGUGUGCAGCACUGAGAGAGGAGUAGGAGGUUCAAGAAAGGAGGAGCUUGGGGAGUGUAGUAGGCAGACAACAGGACAGGGCAAGGAGAGGGAGGAGAGCAGCAAAUGUACUUCAGCAAGUGGGAAUCCUGAGAGGAAUGACAGCCAUCUGACACAUCCUUAUUCAUCUCCUAAACAGGGAGUGGCAUGGGACUCUGACCAGGCCCACGCCCAGGCUCAGGCCCAGACAGGCAAGAGGCUCCAUGUGUACCUGGAGGAAACAAGCGUGAUUCAGUGUGGCCAAAACAUUUGUGCUGGACAGGAAGUUGUCCGCACCAGACUUCAGGUCGUCCCUAAGGCAAAGUCAUCACCAAGUUCUAAUUUACAGAAUAGUUCAAGUGCAGAGAACAAAGGGACAAAUGCGAGGCCUGCUGCUGGGACACAGGAUUAUUACAGUGCACUAGUAGAAGUGCCACUGAAAUCCCACAAAGACUCACAGUCAGACCCUGAACCAGUUCGAGAACAAAUAGAAGAAGACAGCAUGGGGCGUAAAAACUCAGCCAGAAGAAGAUCCAGGAAAAACUCUCAGGGAGAUGGAGGGAACACCCCUGUGGAAAAAAACCCUCCUAAUGCCCAACCUGGUCCAGAGGAAUUCCCUGAGUCAGAUAACUCAGCGAGUAGUCCCAAGAGCAAAAGUCAGGCACCUGCAGACUCCUCCUCCUCCAAACAAAACCCCACCUCACAGGCCUCACCUCAAGGAGGGGAAAAAAAGACUUCCUGCCCCGACACAGUCAAACAGUUGGACAACCUCCAAGAGAAACGUGCAGACAUGGAGGAAGAUGACGCUUUUUACACAGUAGAAAGGAAGACAGAGACACCAGAGUCCAAACGCAGGAGUAUUAAGGUUUCUCAGAGUGAGGUGAAGUUUUUCUCAAAAUAUGUUCCUCUGAAUCCAAAGCAAAGCCCAGCUGAAGACAACAAGGACUGCAAUGCAGCAUUGAAGAAUACCAAAGGUGAAGCAAAGGAUACGCCCAAAACAGAGAAUGAUGCGAGAGUACACACACCGAAGAAAGCUGAUGAGGAGCGUAAACCAGCAGUUGGCAGUAUUGCAGAUAAAAUCAGCCUUUUUGAGCAGCAGCAGCAAUCCUCAGGGAACCACAAGCAGACCUUCCGAACUCCAAGGAGUGCUGAUGUGUCUCCAAAUAGGAAACCCACUGAGGCGUUGAAAACAGACUUUCUUGUGUCAGAUCAGAGGUCAAGAUCAGCUGAACGUUACGACACAGAACGGCCUAGCUCACUAUCACCUGUCACGGAAACGCCGAUGACCAUCAAGACCAUCAAGGAGCGUAUGCGGAAAUUUGCAGAGGCGUCUGCAUCAGAGGCUAAGCCAGCACAGCCUCCAACACCAGCCCUGAAAGGAAUGUCUCACAAAUCCACCUCGUCUGUGGCAGUUUCUACGUCAAAGUCUCCAGAACUGGACAGUCAAGGUAAACUGGAUACAAAAGAGCUUAUACAGACAAAAGCAGUGUCAAAUAUAGCACUAAAACUAGAAGGACAAGAUGUGGCUCCUAUAGGGGAGCAAACUUCCUCCCCUGUGGUACAAGGUCCCAAACAAGACUCCAAAACAAAGGAACCAGUGAUCUCAAAAGCAAUAGAUCAAGGUACGAAACCGAACAGCGUUGAAACAGAGCCUCCAGCUGAAGAGCUGGGUGAUUCCACAGAAGCGACCAAUAACAUUAGCCCACCUCCCAAAGGCCCUAACAGAACAGGCUCCCGCUCUAAAAGACGGAAAAGCAAAGAACCAACCAGUCCCAUCAGCCCAAGCACUCAAAACACACCAGAGUGUUUUACAAGCAAGUCAAAGGUCACUGCUACAAAACAAGAAAAGGGUGAUGAUACAAAUGAGACUGCCUCUGCUCCCGAACAGCUUGCAGAGAAAGUGCCAUCUCAUACAAUUCAAAGGCAAAAAUCGGAUGAGCAGGCACUGAAUGAUAACAAACAGAAGGAAUUUAAAAAGGAAGUGGAGGUAUCGGAUAAACAGAAGAAACAGUUAGAUGUUUCAUUGAAAAAGAAGAAAAUUCACCAGCCGGGAUUACUUCAGCCAUCUGUCAGCAAAGAUGAACCUGAUACUGCUGCAUGUAGCAGUGGAACAAAGAUGCCUCUUGACAAGGACUCCAUUGAUUUACCCCAAAAAGAGGAAGAAGCAGAGGGACAAAGUCUGGCAUUCAAAAUGGAAAGAAAAAAGGCCUCUGCGGAAAGCGCAGAACCUUUGGCCUUCUCCUCACCUUUGGUUGACCAAACUAUUGAGAAGCCUUCUGCAGUGCAGCAGGAGACACUUGUUGAAGAUCCCAAAUUAGAUAAAGAAUUGUCAAUGCAACUUGAAUCAAAAGGUAAAGGAAAAAGGAAGAAGCCUAGUAAAAAGGAAAUGAACCAAACACAGCAAUCUCAAAACAAGGACAUAGACCUAAUAAGUCAUGCUGAACCUAUAGAUGUGGAGAGAUUACAAAAGUUGGUGAGUGAAAAAACAAAUCAGACUGAGGAGAAAGUUGAUAAAAAACCACUGCAGCUCCUGCCUUCAGAUGAAUGUACCACAAAGACCAAGGUUUUACACAGUGUGCAGGCGAUCACAGCGAAAGAGGAAAGUGUUGCAAGGGAUGAUGAAAGAAAAAAUGCUGAGAAAAAUGAGGAGACACAACCGCUAAAAGACAUAAUAAGACCAGAAGCCAAAGACCCAGAACCAGCUUCGCAGUCAUCAGAAAAGAGCAGUGGCUCAUCAGACCUCCCUGCUCCAAUGCAGGAUCUCAGUCAGGCAGUGACUACACCUCCAGAAAAAGCUGCUGUUUGUACCAUCACCCACUCUAAUGAGGCUGUGAGUGGCAGCAAGAGUGAUACAGAGCUUGGGAAGAUAGAGACAGUUAUAAAUGGGCCUUCUGAGUUGCAGACUCAUUCUGCAGAAAGCCUUAGAACAGAAACAGCGCCAGUGGUGAUUGCACAGCCUAAUUCUGCAUCUGUGGAAAAAACAGAGAAUUCACUGGAUGACUCAUGUACACAUGGAGCUAAUGAUGCCAAGCUCUCCAGCCCAAAUCCUAUUACCAAAGCAACUGCAGCCACUGAGGAAGUGAAUGCACGAGUCACUAAUGACACUCUAUUGCUACACACUGACCUGACACAUGAGGAAAAGAAAGAAUCACCUGUGGAGGAGCCAUCUCCUAUUUCUGUCUGCAAAGCUGCAAACACGAAGGGAGGUAAGAAAGAAGAUGGGGAAAAAAGUUCAACUGUCAAAUCAGUGCCAUCAGAAGUCAGUAGCUUAGGCGAUAUAAUGAAACUAGACCCAAGCCACACACUGUUUGAGGAAUCAAAAAAUAUACAGAGUGCCAGCGAUAUUCCUUCACUCAGGGAAGCUGAAAAUGUUACACAGAGCCCUCCUGAUAGUGCUGCUGCUAGCUCCACAGUAACUGUGAUAGAUAAGUCAGCUGUGACAGCAUUGAAUUUGCCAGUGAAUGAACUUUCAUCUCAUACCAAAAGUGAUAUAUCACCACAUUCAAAAGUCCAGCCAGUCAAAAAGAAGCCAGUCGAUAACAAUCUGAGUCAGUCUCCAAAAGCACCCACUUCCCCAGAGUCUAAUAGGCAAAUCCCAGGCUCAAUUCACCAUUCAUCCAUGAAGAAGCUCCAUUUGCCACUGGGUCUAAGCAAGGAUGAUUCCUCAAAACACCAAGAUGCCCCCUCUAGCUGGCUGGACGUGGACUUUCCCAAACGGAAACUCAAAGUCCAAGAGCAAAAGCUAACUUCUUCUGGAAGUGAGAGCAAUCUUCUGGACACUCCUGGCGAGCUUGAUGAUGAUGAUUUCGUGGAGAGAAUCAAGAAACUUUGUGCCCCGUUUUCCCUCCCACCACGGAAACACAACCACCUUCGACCACCUCAGCCUCCCUUUGCGAUGCCGGCCAUUAGGGAGGACCGCUUUGAGAAGACUUUUGACCCAGAGGAAUUUACAUUUGGCUUGAGAAAGAAGACUCAGUUUACCUUAGACACAUCAAAGAGCCUUUUAUCCAAGCACCCAAACACAGAUACAAAAUCUGGCCUAAAGCCUGCCAGGGCUAGUUUUGCAGAUAGGAGCAUGCUGCUUAAUAGCCUAGACACUCACUCUCGCCUCAGAGACAAGACCCCUGGCAAGGAAGAGGAGGAUAUGAAGGAAGAGAAAGAUGAUCAAAUCAAGGUGAAAUCUCGCUUGGAGGGGAGCUGUGUCUUCAGUAGUCUUAGCUCCUCCCUCAACAGAGGAACGAGAAAUGGAGUUCAAGCACAGACAGAGGGCACUGGCUCAGGAAAUGUAUCGCCUACUAAAACCUCCGAGCUCAGCCCUCCACCUUCGUCCCAGUCACCCCUGCCAAGCUCGCCAGUCACAGCUUCAAUCAAAGACACUCUAGCCAAGCAGAGUGAAGAGGAAGCCCGGGCUGCAGAGGCUGUGGUCAGUGACUCAGGUCCUCCACUUCCUUCUUUUAACGACAUCAAGCUGCCUGACUAUUUAGAGAAGUACCUCCCAAAAGAUCAAGCUAAGCCAGUGCAGAGCAUACAAGGACAGGAUCAAGUCAAAACAGAGUUAAUUGGGAAGAUGACCACUCCUGUUGCUGGAGAUGAAACAGACAGUGUUGUAAAACCAGGUCCAGUGCUUCCUGACACCGUUGCUCCAUGCCUUCCUGUUGUUCCUCCAACAACACAGCCAACCCUCCCUAAGCUAAAACAGCCUCGGGCCCAGCCGCAGGGAGUACUCAGAAAUAGUAUAAGAACUGUCAAGGGAUUUCAUAAACGCCCUGGAAAGAUGGUGCUGUUUGAAAAACCUCAGUUCAGUGGCCAGGCACAUGAGAUUUACAGGGAUGUAGCAGAUGCUACGUCUCUGCAGCUCUCGCCUCUCAUAUCUGUGAAGGUUGUUAGAGGAUGCUGGGUGCUCUAUGAGAAGCCCAAUUUUCAGGGCCGCAUUAUCGCCCUCGAGGAGGGGAGCACUGAAUUGGUAAAUGAGUGGGCAGAGCCUCAAGUGGGGACAGAACCACACAGCAGCCCUCCAGUGCUGAUCGGCUCUAUUCGACUUGCUGUCAGGGAUUACAGCAUCCCACAUAUUGAUCUGUUUACUGAACCCGAGGGCCACGGCAGAGUGACACCUUACCACGAUGACACAAUAGAGACAGGCUCGUUCGGCAUCCCACUGAGUACUGGUUCCAUUCAAGUGCACUCUGGGGUGUGGCUGAUUUUCAGUGAUCCGGGGUUCCAGGGAAUGGUAGCUGUGCUGGAAACAGGAGCUUACCCUUUUCCUGAGACCUGGGGCUUCCCGUCACCUUUUGUGGGAUCUCUUAAACCACUUAAAAUGGGUGGUUUCAAAGUGGAGAAUCCCAAUGAAGUCAAGGCCGUUGUUUAUGAGAAGCCGGGCUUUGAAGGCUCCUGUAUGGAAAUCGAUGGUGAAAUUUUCAGCUUUUGUGAGAGUGAAGAAGACACGGGUGCCGAUGGUACAAACCUUGACACAACGAAACUGAACUCUGUGGGCUCUUUAAAGAUCACUGGAGGAUUCUGGGUGGGCUACAGCGAGCCUGGGUUUGAGGGUCAGCAGCACAUCCUGGAGGAAGGAGAGUACCUGGACUGCAGUGAGUGGGGUGGCUCGGAGCUUCUGUCGUUGCGACCAGUACUGUCUGAUUUCAUGUCUCCACACCUCAAAAUGUUCAGCGACAAAGAUUUUGGCAAGCUGGGAAUGAACAUUGACCUGACAGUGCCUGUUAUUAACAUGGAUGAUACAGGCUAUAGCAUGAAGACGCAGUCUAUUGAUGUCAUCGGUGGUGUCUGGGUUGUGUUUGAAGAGCCAGGCUUUUGUGGUGAGUCCUACGUCCUGGAGAAAGGCCUGUAUGGAAGCCCAGAGGACUGGGGGGCACUGCAGCACAGAGUUGGCUCAACAAUGCCCAUCCUGUUGGAUGAUUUUGAGAACACAUCCAAGUUUAAGGUGCAGCUUUUCUCUGAUCCAGGCUUUAAGGGCUCUGUUCUCACUCUCGAGGACAGUGUGGCCUCCCUGCAGGAUGGUUUCUCUGUGGCCUCUUGCAAGGUUCUUGCUGGCAGCUGGCUGGCUUUUGAGGGCCAAGACUUCACUCGCAAGAUGUAUGUGUUAGAAGUGGGGAGCUACCCAGAUCUGAGAUCAAUGGGCUGUGUCAGUGCAAGCUCCUCCAUCCUGUCACUACAGACUGUUGGCUUUGAGUUCUCACUUCCAUCCAUCACUCUCUUUGAGCGAUGCAGUCUGCGAGGGAAGAGGGUGGUUCUAACAGAUGGAUCGGUCAACCUUCAGCUGGCUGGAGGCUGUGCCAGAGUCCAGUCUGUGCUGGUGGAAGGAGGCCUGUGGGUAUUAUAUGAGGGAAUCAACUAUCGGGGUGCUCAGAUUUUGCUAAAACCUGGUGAGGUGCUCGACUGGCGGAAAUUCAGCAGUUGGCAGAAAAUUGGAUCGCUCCGUCCCCUUAUACAGAAACAAGUGCACUUCCAUUUAAGGAACAGACAGACGGGGCUAAUGAUGUCGGUGACCGGUGAAUUCGAUGAUGUCAAACUUCUGCGGAUACAAGAAACAGAAGAAACUGGUGGUUUGGAGCAAAUUUGGUUCUAUCAGAAGGGACAUCUACACUGCAAGGGAUUGGAGGAGUACUGCCUAAGUCCCAGUGGUAGUGUGACAAUGGCAGGAAGCCGUGUGGGUCUCACCCCAGCGCCAGAUGACCAAAUCCACCUCUGGAGUAUCACCCCUGAGGGCUUUAUUCGCUAUACCCCCACCGCCGAUCUAGUCCUUGAAGUCAAAGGUGGUCAGCUUUAUGAUAAGAACCAAGUGAUUCUGAACACAUUUGAUCAAAGUAAACUACAACAAAUGUGGGAUGUGGAGAUUAUAUGAAAACGCGAGUAACACAGUGACCACAGACGAGGUACGCCGUUGGAGGUGCUCAACAAUUAGCUGCAGGGAAACCAUGAAAAAACCCAGUGAAGAGGUCAACUUUGGAGAGAAAUUAAUAUUUUUAUAAGAAUAUAUUAGUACCCAAUGAACGUGCAAACAGUUCGUUCUGGACUGAACAUGUUAUUCUUACAAGAUUUGUCAGUUUGGGGUCAAUUUGAAAAGUCCUGUUUUUGAAAUAAAAAACAUUAAAUUGAUCACAAAUGCUGUAAAUGGCAAUUAGCGAUUAAUGGAAAUCCAUCACAAAUAGUUUCAUAUUUUUAAAGAAAAAAAAAAAACAUACAGGUGUGUUUUGUUUUUCCAGCAACAAUCAUUCAAGAUUGAAUGAUGUUAUGAUGUUUAUAUUGAAAGGAUAACUGAUUGCAUGAGCACAGUUUUUAAAAAACUGUUGCGUUGAUUCAAAAAGUAAUAAGUUUGACUAGUUUUAGUCUUUGGAACAUUUUGGCUAUUUUGACAGUAAAAAUCAGCCUUUUAGCAUGCCAAUAUGUCAAUACUCCAUUAAAAAUCAUUGAUGUGAAUUAUGAAUUAUGAUUCCGCUUUCCGUUGUUAUUUACAUCUUAUCUGGUCAAUUCAAUGUUUUAUCGGAUCAAAACAAAGAAAAGAUCUAGGUGACCCCAAACCUUUGAGCUGUGUAACAAAUCUGUUUCUACCUUAUUUUAAUUAACUUAAAACAGUGUUAAAACUUUUUUAGAUCUUUUUUUUUUUUUUUUUUUAAUAAAAUAGCCUGUUAUUCAGUACAUAUUGCCUUUUUUUUC
Molecule: messenger RNA, 8192 nt
Organism: Archocentrus centrarchus (flier cichlid)
Lineage: Eukaryota; Metazoa; Chordata; Actinopteri; Cichliformes; Cichlidae
Product: beta/gamma crystallin domain-containing protein 1-like
Exons: 23
Coding region: 169-7380 (2403 amino acids)
Source: RefSeq, a predicted model, not a curated record